Molecule: messenger RNA, 1121 nt
Organism: Guyanagaster necrorhizus
Lineage: Eukaryota; Fungi; Basidiomycota; Agaricomycetes; Agaricales; Physalacriaceae
Exons: 2
Coding region: 104-625 (173 amino acids)
Source: RefSeq, a predicted model, not a curated record
GCCGCGCUGACGACAACUAUGGACCUUGAAAGAGCGCACGGUGAUCUGCAGGGAACAGGAUGCCCAGGUCCAAACACAGCGUCCAAACCAGAAUAAUCGAUGGAUGGAUACAUAUCAAGUUCGAGCGACAGACAGUUCUGGAAAACACGGGACGAGACGAGACGAAUGUCAUGUGGCUCUAUCUUGGGAGGCCGAGUGUCAGAUGUUGAAAGGCGCUGAUAUAUACAUCGACCGGGAAGAUAAUUGUUCGGGAUUCCCCAGGAUGUAUUUCUUGGAUAAUGUGCAAGUGCUUCGGUGUGGACAGCAGCAGUUUCAGGCAGGCUUUGUCGUCCUUUCUGAUACCCGAAAUGAUCGAAUCACUUUUAUGCCUCCAGUGAAAGGUAUAUUGCACGAGAUAAAUCCGCGUGUCCCGGAAAUUAAGCCUUUCAAAACCGCUGCAAUCCGUCGAGCGGACUGCUUGAAGUGUCGAUAUAAGCGGGUAUUAUGUCUGCAUGGCAUGCCAUGGCUGCCAUUCAGUAGCAAGCAAUUGACGGAAACGUGCCGCAGCUGGCGUGACCCUUCAAGGAGGAUGCUCAAGCCGAGAAAGCUGGACAAUUCUGUAUGGUCUGGAGAGAUCGAUGAGUAGGAAUGAGAAGGUAUCCCAGCCCUAGUCGUACUGUCGAACAGGUGGAAAGUUUCGGCUGGGCUCUAGCUGCCAUAUAGGCGGAUUCGUUUCGCGAACAGUGGGAUAUGAGAUGAUGGAGGUUUUAAGGCGAGUCGAACGUAUCUUUUGCAAGAUGUAGAACCGGAAAGUCGGAGGACUGAGAAAAAUGAUAUUGGUGAGUUUGAUGGGAGGAGGCACAGGAGACCAGGGAGCAGGAUUUUAGGGGAUCAUUCAGCUAGCCAAUGAUUGCAUCUAUGAGUUGUUGGGGAAUGCUGGCAGACAUUGGUUUGGGAAAUAUUAAGUAGGAAGGGAGUGAAUUGAUGUACAUGCUGAUCAUGUUCCGCAGACACAGCAAUGUCUGUGGGAAUUGCGUGACCAAGAACGUAAAAAUACUGGUCAUUCGCGCCAGAAUAGGACGGAAAGAAGUGAAAGCGACUGGCCCACGAUGAUGUAUCAGGAAACAUGAUAGAGAUGUCAG